Anopheles darlingi is the source of this 2403-nucleotide messenger RNA. RefSeq names its product zinc finger CCCH domain-containing protein 13-like. The coding region runs from base 68 to 2122 and encodes 684 amino acids. The transcript is spliced from 3 exons. Gene Ontology annotation, cellular component: nucleus. NCBI's taxonomy places the organism in Eukaryota, Metazoa, Arthropoda, Insecta, Diptera, Culicidae. The record is from RefSeq and is a predicted model, not a curated record. Gene Ontology annotation, molecular function: protein binding. Gene Ontology annotation, biological process: regulation of transcription by RNA polymerase II.
CGCCGUCCGGCUGCUCUCCCUAUCUGGUUGACCGUGCCCGAGCAGAACCGAGAGGUACGCGGAUGUCAUGUUAUUGGUUUGCAACGACGAAGAAAGUCUCUCGAUUCCGGCCCAUAGGCUUCUGCUGGGAACGUUUAGUUCGUACUUUGCCAACAUCUUCGAGCGAACGGCACAACUGGCUCCGCAGGGUAUGAUGUAUAUCGUGCUACCGCCGCUCGUAACAAGAGCAGCCAUUCAGAGCCUACUGCAGUACAUGUACUCUGGCGAAACAAUCGUACCGGCGGAUCUACUUGAUGAUGUGAUGCUCUGUGGUCAACUGCUGCGGGUGCACGGAUUUUGCACGAGAAAAUCGGCCGGAUUGCAAUCGCAAAAAGCACAACCAUCCCUCACCUCAAUUCCUUUGGUUUCGGUUACGAAAAACCUCACGCUAAAUCACACUAUAGAGACUCUUCAGGAGAUGGCGCCGGUCACAGUUACCUGUGAAGCACCUAGACCCAUGGAAACGGAUCAACAGCAACAAACCCCAGUUCACGUUCAGCGAUCCAGCACGGACCGGCAAACGGCAUCGGAUCGGCCAGCCGUACCGGCAACCGAACAAUCAUCUUCCGUGUUGGAACGUGAACGGGAACAAGCUGAAAAACAACUAGAACUAGAACGUGAACGAGAACGUGAACGAGAACGUGAACGAGAGCGGGAACGAGAGCGAGAACGAGAGCGGGAACGAGAACAGGAGCGUGAACGAGAGCGAGAACGUGAACGUGAACGUGAACGCGAAUUGGAACUGGCAAAGGAAAAGGAAAAGGAGCGUGAAAAAGAAGAAAAACGGAAGAAGGAGGAAAAGGAGCGUGAAAGGGAAGAAAAGGAACGGGAAAGGCAGGAAAGAGAGCGAGAGAGGGAGGAAAAGGAGCGCGAGAGGGAGGAAAAGGAGCGCGAAAGAGAGGAAAAGGAGCGAGAAAGGGAGCGAGAAAGGCAACGUGAAAGGGAACUGGAGCUCGAUCGUGUCCGGAAGCGCGAGUUGGAGCUCGAUCGUGCCCGGGAGCGCGAAUUGGAGCUGGAACGUGCCCAAAAGCGCGAGCUGGAACUCGAGCGUGUCCGGAAGCGUGAGCUGGAGCUCGAUCGUGUCCGGGAGCGCGAAUUGGAACUGAAACGUGUCCGCGAGCGCGAACUGGAACUGGAACGUGCCCGGAAGCGCGAGCUGGAGCUCGAUCGUGCCCGGGAGCGCGAACGGGACCGUCAACGGCAGAUGGACAGGGAGCGGCUAAGAGCUCUAGGGCUCGAGCGAGUCCGUGUGAACGAGCUGGAAGAACUGGCACGGUUUGCACCUAGCAGGAUACUAGCCGAACCGGAUGUCGAGAUGCUGGACGCUAAUGGUAGAGAGGAUGAGGAUGAUGAUGAGGAUGAGGAAAUUAGAAAUGUAAAAACAGAAAAUACUGCAGCCACAGAAGAGGAAGAAGAUGCAGAAGAUAGCCGUGAUUCACGAUCACCGACUCCACAGCCGAUUGUGUUGCGACCGAAGAACAAGCCAAAACUCCCUCUCACCGACAGCAUACGCACGAUCGACGGAUUAACAUCGGAUGAGUCAGCGCUGGAAAUCGUGACGAAUGGUCCGGAAUCGUCACCGUUCAGUAGCCGGGCUCAAAACAGUCCAAAAAGCAUUCGAAGUAGUCCGCGGCUCGAGUCAAUUAUUGAGUCCGACAACGAGGAUCUUAGCCUACCAAACAGCAGCGAACUUCCGGGGUUGGCCGCUGCCCGACCCGAUGACGAUCAUCUAGAUGAACCCCAUUCCGUCAGCGCGCCCGAUGAUCAUCUCGUCUACUCGCCGCUUGGCUGCCAGCUCUGUAGCGACACGUUCACAACUCCCGGCGACUGGGUGCAGCACGUGUACGGUCACUGCGGUGAAGAUCAGUCCCAGUGGAAACGGAGGCGAAUGUCGAGGAACGACGAUAAGGGAACACUCUUCGAUUCACGCUACCGGUGUGACAUGUGUUCGUCCUUCUUUAGCACGAGGAACGAUUGGUUGGGGCACGUGGUGGUGGAUCACGAGGAAUGCAUAAACGACUGUCUGAUUGCGCUGCCGUUCAACGAUUAUGAUAUGAAAAAACCCAGUUUUCCUAGCCUUUGAUUCUAAACAGUGCGAUCCGGAAUGUGAAGCUUCCUCCCUUGGAUUGCCUACCUGAAAAGGAGCGUGUGGUCCAGAAUUAAAUUUCAAUCAAAUUUGAGGCUUCUCCAUCGCAGGAUCUUCGACUGUACCUAUAGCGCUAGGAUUAUAAUUCCCCCUCCUCCCUCUUUUCCCUUACUUGUAUGUCACGCGUCUCCGCGAAACACGUGAUUAGCUCAUAAAUGGCAUGAUUAUUUGAUUAUACAAGAAGCAGAGUGUAAAAUGUAUUAGGAAAACCAUUUCAU